AUGGCAUCUGCGAGCAACAUCGGUGCGGUGGAGCGGGUAGCCGGCGCGCUGUACGGGGCGCUCAUUGCGGAUGCGUUGGCUAUGCCUGCCCACUGGGUCUACCGGACGGGGCUCAUGCCGCAGCUGUUCGGCGCCGACGGCAUCACGGGCUUCCGGGCGCCACCCGAGCGGCUGCCAGGCUCGAUCCUCUCGCUCUCGUCGACAUCGGGCGGUGGACGCGGUAAGGAUGACGGGGGGCUGGUUGGUGACGUCAUCCUGCACGGCAAGCGCAAGUACUGGGCCCGCGGCGCCGAUUACCACUACCACGUCUCGCUGGCUGCCGGCGAGCCGACGCUGGAGGGCCAGCUGCUCACCGUCCUGGCCGGCUGUGCUGCCGGCGACGGCUCGCGAUCGGACAGCGGCCAGGUCGAAGGCCUGGAGGCGUGGGCAGAGGACGCCGCGAGCGCAGGCUCGGGCCUGGCGGAGCGGUUCCGCGAGGCGUACGUGGCGUUCAUGACGACGCCCGGAAGCCACAACGACACGUAUGCGGCGACGGCGCAUCGGAUGUUCUUUGCCAACCACGUGCUGGACGGCGUGCCUGCUGUCGAGGCUGCCGACGACGACAGGCACAACGUGGCGGCGAUCGACGCGCUUACGCUUCCGACACUGCCGAUGGUGCUUGCGUGCGUGGCGGCGGGCGGUGGAGGGGGAGGCCGGGCGGGUGAUCCGGGGCGGGUUCCCGAGGCAGCGGUGGAGGCCGGGAUGGCGGUGCUGGGUGUGACUCGCAACGUGCCUUACAUCCGGCCGUACGUGGCGGCAUACGGCCAGCUGUUGUGGUUAACGCUCAAUGGGGUGGCGCCGAGCGCGGCUGCGGCGUCGGUGGCGUGCGACGAGCCGUUUGCCGGGCGGUUUGAUCUGCCGGCCUUUGCUGCCUUGCACGGGCCCGGACGUGAGCCGAUGGCGGCGUGCUACAUUGACGGUGCCUUCCGGGUCCUUCUCUACCUGCUGUAUGCAUACGGCGAUGAUGCCGACGUCUCGGUCGCGCUGCUGGCCAACGCCAACGCCGGCGGCGAGAACGUGGCCCGCGGCAGCUGCCUGGGCGCGGUGCUUGGGGCCUGGUGGACGGGUUGA
Molecule: messenger RNA, 1110 nt
Organism: Thecamonas trahens ATCC 50062
Lineage: Eukaryota; Apusomonadida; Apusomonadidae
Product: ADP-ribosylglycohydrolase superfamily protein
Exons: 2
Coding region: 1-1110 (369 amino acids)
Source: RefSeq, a predicted model, not a curated record